AUGGAAAACUUACCAGAUGCUCAGUCGAAUGAGGCCUCCUUAAAUGAAACCGGUGGCGCCUCAAGAAGUCAUAGUUUCUCUUCUCAGAAGUCGAACGAUUCACAUACAGCAGCUGAAUUCAUCAGCACGCAACUGAAGCUCGAAGCGGAAGCGCGCGAAGCAUUACCAUAUAGUAUUGAUACCUGCACAAAGCCUCUCGGAUCUCUUCGACAAAUUCUAUUUGCUUGUUUGACAUGCAAUCCUGCUCCAUCUAACGCAUCUGAUCCGUAUAAUCCUGCUGGGGUCUGUUAUUCCUGUUCUAUACAAUGUCAUGGCGAGCACAAUCUCGUGGAACUAUUCAAUAAACGAAACUUUACUUGCGAUUGCGGCACAACACGUUUCCCAAAAUCUUCGCCUUGUAGCUUGCGCAUCAACUCAGAGACAAAUACAAAGGGCAAUGUACAUUCAGAGGCUCCAGAACUGAAAAACAAAUACAAUCACAAUUUCAGAAAUCGAUUUUGUGGUUGCGGAUGCGACUAUGAUGCUUAUAAAGAGAAGGGCACAAUGUUUCAAUGCUUGGGUUUAAGUGGUGCUGAUGAAGGUGGCUGUGGCGAGGAUUGGUGGCAUCCUGGAUGCAUUACAGGUUUAGGACCAAAUUGGUACGAGAGUAUGAGUGAUGAAGACUCGCCAAAGAAAUCCAAAAGAAAUAAUGAAGGCACGCUGGAAUCUACCACAGAAGUUACAGAAUCAAUUGCAAUCGAACCAAUCAAAGAUGGAACGAACGAGAAAUCAAGUGAAGUCCAGGCACCGAAAUCCGAUGCAGCGGUCGACCAAGAAGAAGACGAAGAAGAGGAGGAAGAAGACCCACCCCUACCUCCAGGAUUUCCCGACGAAGACGAUUUUGAAGGGUUUAUCUGCUACAAGUGUGUUGAUGCGAAUCCAUGGAUCAAAAAAUAUGCUGGUGCACCGGGUUUCCUCUCUCCUGUAUUCAAAAGAAGUGCAGCUCCUUCUCCUGAAAGUGAGAUCCCUCCAAAGUCUACAAAUUUCCUUGCGCCAUCGAUCUCAGAAUCUAGGAAGCGCAAGUCAGACGAUGACAAUAUUUCGAUUUCUUCUUCAGCUUCGAAGCGGAUCAAGAGCGAGGAGGGGGAGAGGUCAGUGGACAAAGGUUUUAACGGCAACGAUGAUAGCAAACCUCCAGCAUGCAAAUUGAAGGCAUUACCAAAAGCAAUCGAUGGUCAAAUUUCAUUAUUUUUCACAUCCGACUUUCGUGAUCACCUCUGUCAUUGUUCAGACUGCUUCCCAGCACUAGCAAAAUAUCCACAGCUCCUCGAAGAGGAAGAAACUUAUGAGCCUCCAGUAUCAGAAGACGGAGAUGAAGGAGGAAGCACAGUCGGUAGCGGGAGCAUAUAUGAUCGUGGCGAAAGUGCUCUCAAAAAUGUUGAUCGUGUUCGAGCGAUUGAGGGUGUAAUGGCAUACAAUCAUUUGAAGGAUAAACUCAAACCUUUCUUCCAAAAAUUCGCAGAAAGUGGUCAAGCUAUCAGUGCAGAUGAUAUCAAAGAACAUUUUGCAAAGAUAAGGGGUGAUGAGCAGGCUAUCAAAGAUGCCGGUGAAGGAGCUAAGGCGGAUGACAAUAGGAAGGAGCAAAGUGGCUAUUGA
Botrytis deweyae is the source of this 1635-nucleotide messenger RNA. RefSeq lists its product as uncharacterized. Gene Ontology annotation, molecular function: zinc ion binding; ubiquitin protein ligase activity. The transcript is spliced from 3 exons. The coding region runs from base 1 to 1635 and encodes 544 amino acids. Lineage: Eukaryota; Fungi; Ascomycota; Leotiomycetes; Helotiales; Sclerotiniaceae. The record is from RefSeq and is a predicted model, not a curated record. Gene Ontology annotation, cellular component: cytoplasm.